Racocetra persica is the source of this 197-nucleotide messenger RNA. NCBI's taxonomy places the organism in Eukaryota, Fungi, Glomeromycota, Glomeromycetes, Diversisporales, Gigasporaceae. The record is from the annotation of a GenBank genome assembly.
GAACAACAGCACCGUCCAACAACAGCAAUUCCUUGAAUCCAACCCACGCAACAAUAUUUUUCGGAAUAGGUGUAGUAGUUGGGUUUGUUUGCCUAGGCUUAGGGCAACUUAUUUUUGAAGAACUAGAAAAGACGCGGACGGAAAAACAAGCCCGCUUAACUGAAUUGGAAAGACAGCAUGAUGCCAUUCCCGAACAG